CUCACACUGACCAUAAAGAGAAAAAAAAACACUACUUGAAGAAACAUCAAACACUACUUUUUACUCUCUCAACCAGCAGUGACUGACCAAGAAUGGAUAUUUUUCGAAGCUAUUAUUCGGACCCACUUACUGACUCAUCAUCAACAUCUGAUAACAGCGGCUCCCCUAGUAGAGCUAAUCUUACUGAAUAUUCGUCAGUUAUGUUAGCUUCAAACAACCCCAAGAAGCCAUCAGGGAGAAAGAAGUUUCAGGAAACUCGACAUUCAGUAUACAGGGGAGUCAGGAAGAGGAACUCUGGCAAGUGGGUUUGUGAAGUCAGAGAACCCAAUUCAAAAUCAAGGAUUUGGCUUGGCACACACCCAACAGUAGAAAUGGCGGCUAGAGCUCAUGACGUGGCGGCUUUAGCAUUAAGAGGUCGUUCUGCUUGCUUGAACUUUGCCGACUCUGCUUGGAGGUUGCCUAUCCCCGCUUCCGCCGACUCCAAGGAUAUUCAGAAGGCGGCUGCUGAGGCCGCCGAAGCCUUCCGACCAUUGGAAGGAAUUUCAGGAGAAUCUGGCAGUACUCCUGAAAUGUCUAAAAGUAUAGUUUCAGAAGAAUCUAGCAGUACUCCUGAAACGACUGAGAUUACGUUCUUUAUGAAUGAGGAAGCACCAGAGAGUAGGUUCUUUAUGGAUGAGGAAGCGCUCUUCUAUAUGCCUGGGUUAAUUACUAAUAUGGCGGAAGGACUAAUGCUACCUCCACCUCAAUGUUUAGAAAUAGAAGAUCAUGCGGAAGCUGAUGCAGAAAUGAUUGACAUGUCUUUAUGGAGCUAUUCUCUAUAAAUAACUAUGGCUUUUAAUACUUCUUUGACAGUUUAUAUGCACUGGAAAUGCUCAUUGUGAAGCUCCUUAAAUAAGGAUUUAAGAGUUAUUCCUCGUAUCGUACUCAAUAUUUGGACGGUACGGAUGUAAACAAGUUGUCGUUUUGAUAUAUAUUAAAAGAACUGAAAUUUCUAACUUUUUUAGCUUUUGGAGUAUCUAAAUUUUAAUGUUUUGAGCCGAUGUUAGCGAAGAUUAUGCAAGCUUUAAGUAUUGCGGAGUGCACCACCGUACCCUGUGCAUGCAUUCUCAUCAUUGGAACCAACUGAGUAGUUCUUUUGAAAGAA
Messenger RNA from Lycium ferocissimum, 1144 nucleotides. RefSeq names its product dehydration-responsive element-binding protein 1A-like. Gene Ontology annotation, biological process: regulation of DNA-templated transcription. Gene Ontology annotation, molecular function: DNA-binding transcription factor activity; DNA binding. Lineage: Eukaryota; Viridiplantae; Streptophyta; Magnoliopsida; Solanales; Solanaceae. The record is from RefSeq and is a predicted model, not a curated record. Bases 93 to 821 code for a protein of 242 amino acids. The transcript has a single exon.